ACUCUUGUCACAGGGGUAAGCUCAUCUCGUCACUCGUUCUUUAUUAAUACAGGUUGACAUUUAUUCUCAAUCCCAAACUCACACACACACACUCCAGCACACCUCACACAAGUACACACACUGUCUGCCAGGGACCGUCAAGGUAGCCGGGCAUUCAGGGAGCUGUGUGCCACCGGCUGGAAUCUCAUUUAUCUACUUUGCCCAUGAGGCCUGCUGCUCCUCUGGCUGCUACCAGAGUCUUCAUCAAACAUCUGGAGGGAUUUCCGUCAAACAAUCCAGUUUGCUGAAGAUGUUUCCUUGGUCCGCUGUUUUCUCCCUUGAGCCCAAAGUGCCCGGCCAGCGCACCACAGAGGAGCUGGUCGUCAAUACUCUGAUGCUGGAGCUGGGGGCCAUGGUGAAGCGCACUGAGCGCAUCCGUUUGGAGAGGGCCACAGAGGGUCGGCGCCGCCGCCGCAGCUCAUCCUCUGCAGCCGAUUACAGCUGGCUGGCCAGCACCCCGACCCCGCAGCCCUACCAGCUCACUCCCAACGACCUGCUGGAGCUGCAGGAUCUCUGUGCCAAGAUCCCUCCUGCUCAGUGUGGCCCCGUCAUUGUCAGGUUCAGAAGAAUGGUCACACAGAUGGAGCCUGAAGUGCACGAGGUCCCUCGCCUCUUUCGCACUGUGCUGCGCGACUGUGUGGACGAGGUCAACGGCAACGACGAGGUUCAGCCUCCCACCGCUUUCAUCGAGAAGCAGCAACGGAGCAAGAGCCUCUCCUUUGUCACCUUCCGCACAAAGUUCCGCACGGGGCAAAUGUUCAAAGGGAGCAACCUGAGAGGCUCCAGAGGGAACCUGCAGCAGCAGGUGGAUUGGUCAGAUGAGGAGGAGGAUGCAGAGGGAGAGGAGGAGGCCAUGAAGGCGAGGGCAAGGAAGGGCAGGAGCAAGAGCAUGCCAGAGAUCACCCCGUUGGAGCAGAGUGCUCAGGGGUGAGAAAGGAUGCUUAGAAGGGAACGACCUGAGCCACCAACAGGACAGGAAGGGAAAACCAAUAAACCCACAGAGGAAACAAAACAGGGCGGACAGCCACAAAAGAAUUCUAUUUUUGUUUGAACUAAUUGGCUUCUUUAAAUGAGUCAAAACUCUUCUUUUUUUUAAAGAAUUUUAGGAGUAACAGUCCCACUUGUGUUAAAAAUGGGAAAAUAAGGUAUAAUGUGCUAAAGGUUCAAAAUAAACCAUGCAGCACAACCAACCAUGAACUUUUAGAGCCCAUGAAGGCACUCUGUUUGUGGCUCCUUCAGUUUGUCCUUCCCUGGAACAUAUCACAUUCAGGCAUAUUUUACAUUUCUGCACAAAGUUUCAUCAGCUCAAUAACUUUUGUUUGCAAUCAUCAUUGUAGUCCAGAAAGUAGCGUACUAUAAAACAAAAGACGAGCAUUAGAGGCCAACCCUGGUCCCCAGCUGUUUUCUAGGCCAGCUUUAUUAGCUGACUCAACAGAUUCCUAAACUCACCUGAUUUAGCAUCCAACAGUCCAGGGAGAGCUGGGAAACAGGCAGGGCGGGUCAUCCCUGGAACCUACCGUGUGCUUCCAGCAUCAGAUGAAUCCUCAUGCUUCCUAUCAUUUAUCCAUUUAAAAAACACUGUCCUUUAAGAGGCAGAGCAGCAGUCUACUGUGACGAGCUCCAGAUCGCAAGAAUAAUUAGCAGCUGCUCUGAUAUUUUUACUCACAGGUAUCAAUUGACUAAUGCUGUGUCUGUUAUUUUUUUUAUAUUUUAAAUGUACAUUUCUUUCAUUUAUUUUUUGAACAAUUAAACAUACCUUGUCCUGUUUUUUGAGUGUAAUUAAAACAUUGCUUUUUUCACAAAACUGUGUUUUUAUGCAAUUUUCUUUGGAGAACUACAAAUGUCCUUUAACUCCUCAACGCCUAUUGAUGCUUCAAAACUCCAUCAGCUUCAAAAUGACCUUAAUUUAGCAUCUACAUGACAUAAAAAAGUAAGUGUUGUUUUUAUAGCUGGAAAUAAAUGCAUGGGUCAAUGGGUUAUUUUUUUUUUUUUUAAAGGAGCGUUUUAUUUUUA
Messenger RNA from Oryzias melastigma (Indian medaka), 2052 nucleotides. Its product is annotated as RD3 domain-containing protein. The coding region runs from base 290 to 970 and encodes 226 amino acids. The transcript is spliced from 3 exons. The record is from RefSeq and is a predicted model, not a curated record. Lineage: Eukaryota; Metazoa; Chordata; Actinopteri; Beloniformes; Adrianichthyidae.